Toxotes jaculatrix (banded archerfish) is the source of this 2413-nucleotide messenger RNA. It is a transcript of the gene psip1a, whose product is annotated as PC4 and SFRS1 interacting protein 1a. Gene Ontology annotation, cellular component: nucleus. The transcript has 17 exons. Lineage: Eukaryota; Metazoa; Chordata; Actinopteri; Toxotidae. Bases 134 to 1660 code for a protein of 508 amino acids. Gene Ontology annotation, molecular function: transcription coregulator activity; double-stranded DNA binding. Gene Ontology annotation, biological process: regulation of transcription by RNA polymerase II. The record is from RefSeq and is a predicted model, not a curated record.
CGUUCUGCGCGGGAGCGGAAAACGUGCACCCGACUGUGCGGAAAAGGAGCGCAGUGUUUUCCUGGUUAAAAUUCGUGCUACAUCAACAAUUUACUGAACCACCAACGGUAUUCAGCUUUUUAAUACCUUCAGCAUGGCUCGAGACUGGAAACCCGGUGAUCUGAUUUUCGCCAAGAUGAAGGGCUAUCCUCACUGGCCUGCAAGAAUUGAUGAAGUCCCAGACGGUGCUGUGAAGCCAUCCAACAUCAAGUUUCCCAUCUUCUUCUUUGGCACUCAUGAAACAGCAUUUCUCGGCCCAAAAGAUAUCUUUCCAUACCUGCCUAACAAAGAGAAGUACGCCAAGCCCAACAAGAGGAAAGGCUUCAACGAAGGAUUGUGGGAGAUUGAGAACAACCCAAAGGUUGAACUCACUGCACCUAAGCCGGUUCCUCCAGAAUCUUUCACUGAAAAGGAUUCAGACAGCGGUCCAGAUGGAGAGGAGGAUGCAGAUGACAAAGGGAUAAAAUCUAAAGUUCCAGGAAAUGAGGCUGAGCAGGAGAAUGAGAAUGAGGAGAAGGAGGAGGAGGAGGAGGAGGAGGAGGAGGAAGGGUCUCUGAUGUCUGAGCAGGGUCCUCAGAACCAGGAUGGCGCUGCUCAGAAAGAAUCCGCAGAUGUUCUUAAACCCAAGAGAGGAAGAAAGAAAAAGAGUGAUGCAGACCAGGAGGCGGAAAAAGAUGAUGCUCCUGCUAGUCCAGUUAGUCCUUCAGGUGGAGAAGGUCCCAAACGAAGAGGCAGGAAGCCCAAAAGUGAGAAGUUGCUUCUGCUCCAGCAACAGGACCAGCAAGGCUCAGGAAGUGAAAUGGACACUGCUGAGCCAGACAGGAAGAGAAAGAGGGCACCAGAGGACAAGUCCAAGAGUGGAGAGGAGGAGAAGAGAAAGAAGAAGGAGGACAGCAAAGGAAAGGAUGCAGAAGUGAAGGAGCCUGAAGCUAAGAAGAAGAAGCAGUCCAAGGAUGACAGCUCCUCUGGCUCUGACGAUGAUGAGAAAAAUAAAGGCAGAAAGAAACAGCAAACCUCAGAAACCGACAAAGAUGUGCGGCGGCGGAAAGCAGAUGAAUUAAGAGAGCCAAACAAAGAUGAUGGGAAGAAAAAUGAAGAGAGGGCAGGAGUUAAGAAAAAAGAAAUGUCAACUGACUUGAAACUCCAGAGACUGCACAGUGAAAUUAAGAUUUCACUGAAAAUUGACAACCCUGAUGUGAAGAAGUGCUUGGAAGCAUUAGAUGAGAUAGGCGCUCUUCAGGUCACAACCCAGCACCUGCAGAAACACAGUGAACUCAUUGCCACGCUCAAAAAGAUUCGCAGAUUCAAGGCCAGCCAGGACAUCAUGGAUAAGGCCACCAUGUUGUAUAACAAGUUUAAGAGUAUGUUUCUGGUUGGAGAAGGCGACUGCGUGCUCAGCCAGGUGCUCAACAAGUCUUUAGCCGAACAACGGCUGCACGAAGAAGCCAAGAAAGGAGCACUGAAGAGAGUUGAACAAGCCAAGGAAAACUCAGACAAGAUGACGAAUGGUGAUAUCUGCCCUGAAGACAAGAAGCAAGAGGCGGAGAGAGAGAAGCUGCUAGAAGACGCCUCAGCGGGAGAAAAUGACAGUGCCCCAAAGGCUCUGGAAGAGUCCACUUGAGUGUCCUACGUGCCUGAAGAAAAGAGAGGACAUUUGCUGCUGUACUCCUGUGUCCAAACUGGGCUCACCAACAGGGAUUUCUUGUCCAUUUCCCUUUGAUGACUGAUAACGUUCACUGGUUUCCAGUUUUCGUCAGUUUUGCUGCUCAAAGGCUUCAGUGCUUUGAACCCCUCCAACGCUGAUAAUGACUGACUGCAUAGUUUAUUUUUGUACUUUGUGUAAUCUUUACCUUUCAGACACCUUUUCUGACAUAAAUUGUCACAUAUGUUGAGUUUGAUUAACAGUUUAAAAAAAAACUUGUAGAUCUGCAGUAUUGUGAAUCACAGAGAGUGGGUUAGCACCAUUUGGUCCUAUUUUUCAAUUGGAGUAGAUGGUUUCGGUUGUACUCUUUGUGUUUUCUUUUGCAUUUAAACUUUGCUUUUGACAUUUACAUAAUCAACCGUUUGAUCUUAACUUCUCUUACAGAUGAUUUGAAGUACAGAGGCAUAGCUGUAGUUAGAAACACCAUUAAAAUGUCUUACAAUAUUGGCUGCAUUAGCAUUUCGUAGAUGCACAUUCACUUCAGAUGCACACACAGAAAAUUGCUUUUGUUUGCCAAAGUUUCUUUUUGCCAAGAAAAUGCUUUAUUUGCAACCAUGUUCAAGUGUCUGUUUUAAAGUUGUUUUUUGUUUUAACAUAGAUGUAAAUAAGAGUAUUUUUGUGCCUGUCUGAUGACCUGUUUCAGCACUCCAUAAUAAAGUAGUACAUAUAGUA